GGAACAAAUGUACAGACGGAUAUGACUUCAAGCACUCCUUCCCACGAGGACUCUGACAACAGCUUCCCAUGCCUGACAUCUGUUAUUAUUCAUCGAAGACAGUGUCUUGCGCCGCAAUGGCAGGAGGUGUUAUGUAAUCCGUUGUUAUGUUAAUAUUUUUCCCUUAAUACUUUGCUGGCCGUAAAAGACAGUGAAGAAGAUUUAAGCUGAAGUUGUACAUCCGGCAAAAUAAUGGUUUGGCAGGAUUGGCGUUCCUAUUCUUGAGUGUGUGACGCUUUUAAGCUACUGAACAGUACAGUCUCACGUUAUCCGUGUUGAGGUAAUGGUGAGAUACAAGUAUUUCAACAGAUAACUUGGGACAUGUACGUGUACAAUGCAGAAUUUUCCACAGUUGCAAGUCCCUAUGCUCACAAGGUCGAACGCGUAACUACAAAGGCGCUAGUCGUCUGCUUCCACCGAACAAUGACAUACUUGGCUCCGCGUGAUUAAUAGUGCUGUCUUCUCCAUCAACCCGCCACGUUGUGCAUCAAGUCCAUAAAGAAGCUGCGUACGCCUAGGACAGUAAGGAGUGACCGUGUCAAGUCUGUGUGUCGUCGUUGCUCGGUGAAGCUUCCAGUGCAUAUUAAUUUCGAAGAGGUUACGACAAUCAAGCUACUCUGGCGAUGCCUUCCGUCAGCCUGAAAACAAAGGGAACGACUCUCUUGCUGUGUCUGAUCUCCUUCACUCUUGGCCUUUUCUUGAAUUCAUUCCCGAGCUAUGGAAACAGAUUUUUUCCAGUUGAAAGACAGGUUAAUGUAGCCCCUGUCAGUCGUGUUGUUAGCGAAAACACAAGAAAAGGCCACCUCGCGAACGAAACGGAAAUUGGUGCCCCUACACCUGACCUCAUGAUCCGCAGUGGAAAAAGUCCUGUUGUUGGUCCAUCAUUAUUUGAAGAUGACGAUAACAAAAAGGAUAAGGAAGUGGUUGUUUAUGCCGACACGCCAAUUAGCAACAAGAAUGAUAGCCAUGUGAAUGACAAAGUAACCUUUGAUAACAAAAGUGCGCCAAUUAAAAAUGGCCAAACGAAAACGGUUAAUAAAGCGCAGUCGUUGCUUCGCACAGGAGGACGUUACUCAAUAACCGCAACCCAACUGUUAAAUAAGGCAAUCGGGUUCAUUUCCCCUGACGUUAGGGCAUCAUUUGCAAACAAAACAGGCAUGAAAUACGACAAAAGCAAGUCUGCAAUUAUGUGGUCUAACACAAUGAAUGCCCAGAAAAAAUGGGCUGUGCUGAAAGACGGCAUGCGGCAGUUGGGCUACGAACAACGCCUACCCACCAUCAUUUGCCUUGGCCUGAAAAAGGCCGGAACCACGGCUUUUUUGUACUACCUCGUGAAGCAUCCACAAAUUUCCCGCGCCUUACUGGAUGAGGUUCACUACUUCAGCAUAGACUAUGGCAGAGGUAUCGACUACUACCGGUCAAGAAUGGGAUUCUCCACAGCCAUGAUGCUCCAGUUUGAGAAAUCCCCAUCGUACUUUGUGUUUGACGACGUGCCGCAGAGAAUGUUGAAGGAUCUGCCGGCCAGUGUAAAAUUUGUAGUAUGUGUCCGGGACCCCUUGGAGCGGACUAUAUCAGACUUCAGACACGAGUACGAGCUGAAGCUCAAUCGGAAGCGCUCGAGAGCUGCAGGAGAGACACCCGUGACGCAAGCCAAACAUUUCGUCGAAACAAUAAUUGAUAGUAAUGACCGGGUAGAUCCAUCUAGUGGAUUCAUUAUCGAGAGUCUUUACUCCAAGCAUUUUAAAAAUUGGCUGAAGAGUUUCCCUCGAGAUCGAUUUUACAUUUUGAGCCAAGAGCGUGUGAAGAAGGACCUGUACACCGAGCUGAAAAACGUCGAGAAGUUUCUUGAUUUGGAGCCAUUUUACGAAAGGAGUAUGUUCUAUUACAAUGAGCAACGGCAUGCACCGUGUAUGCACUCCGGUUGCCCGCCAACGAGCACACCAGGGUUUCUCCCUAAAGCAGCCCUUAGCCCAGCCAUCCUUCGAAAACUGCGCGAUUUUUUUCGACCUUAUAAUCGGGAGUUUGAGGAGCUUACACAGAUGAAUUUUUCGUGGACAAAUCUGUGAACUAAAGCGAGAGUGAUAGGGAGGCUGUGUGCUAGUUUGUGGGAACGAAGCAUAUUUUACGUUACUUAGCAAUUGAAAUAUCGGUUGUAAAAGAUCUUAAGCUUGGCAAUUAACAGCAGAAGGCUGCUCUUUUAUGUGGUUCUGUUUGCAAAGUGUCAACCUUUUGCGACUGCUUGAAAAUUUGGUUCACUGCUGAUAACUUUCUAAAUGGAGGAGAGAUUUUGAUGGAAAUGUUUUGUUUGUUCCUUUUUUGAUCGGCCCUUGCAUUUAUAGGUAAAUCUAAUUUCGAAAUUUCAGAUUUCAGAAUUAGUCGCUUCAUUUUUUUCUGAGUUUCACAUAUUUUAUAUAGCAUAAAGCAGAAACUAUUUCUUAAAAUCAAAAAUUGUAACCAAAACUGAAAAGGUAGCGGGCCUUACAUAAUUAGCAAUCCUAUAGCAGAUCUCAUGUAUUUAAGGUCACUUCACCUGAAUGCAGUCUACCACAUCGUUUGAUUCUGUUACUGUUUUGAUAUGCUACCGUUUGAUUUAACAUAAACUUUCUUGGACUAACUCAUAUUCUAAUAAUAGGCUACUAUCCCUAUAUUUUUAAGUUCAGCUCGUCAUUUCAUAUUGCAAAGUCUAAGGGAACUAGGUAGGUUGGAAUAAUAGACCUUCUUUGUUAAAGGUAAUGAUUAUUAAAAGACUGAAAACUUGGGUCCUUUUACUUGUG
Molecule: messenger RNA, 2813 nt
Organism: Acanthaster planci (crown-of-thorns starfish)
Lineage: Eukaryota; Metazoa; Echinodermata; Asteroidea; Valvatida; Acanthasteridae
Product: heparan sulfate glucosamine 3-O-sulfotransferase 5-like
Molecular function (GO): [heparan sulfate]-glucosamine 3-sulfotransferase activity
Source: RefSeq, a predicted model, not a curated record